Messenger RNA from Sphenostylis stenocarpa, 2829 nucleotides. Lineage: Eukaryota; Viridiplantae; Streptophyta; Magnoliopsida; Fabales; Fabaceae. The record is from the annotation of a GenBank genome assembly.
AUGUCUGCUUCUUUAGCGGCUUUUGAUCGUCCGAGACCUGGGGCAUCUAAUACGGUCAUGAUUUGCAAAGGAAUUCCUUUGUUGACUGCACUGGGACGCGUUUGUGUUGAGUUUGACGAGGGAUUUCCUAAAUAUGAUGCUAUUAGUAGGAUUUUGGAGAGGGUUGUGGUGCAUUGUGGUCAACUUGUUUUUAAAAGUGGGCCACUUUUCAUAUCUUCAAAAGGAAUAGGCUGGAAGUCUUGGAAGAAGCGGUGGUUUAUACUCACACGCACGUCAUUGGUUUUCUUCAAAAAUGACCCUAGUGCCCUACCACAGAGAGGGGGUGAAGUAAACUUGACAUUGGGGGGCAUUGACUUGAACAAUUCAGGGAGUGUUGUUGUUAGAGAAGACAAAAAGCUUCUUACAGUAUUAUUUCCAGAUGGACGUGAUGGGCGAGCAUUCACCCUUAAGGCUGAGACAUCAGAAGACCUGUUUGAAUGGAAGACAGCUCUUGAACAAGCCCUUGCACAGGCCCCAAGUGCUGCCCUUGUUAUGGGACACAAUGGGAUUUUUCGGAGUGAUGCCAGUGAUUCUAUUGAAGGAUCUUUCCAUCAAUGGAGGGACAAGCGUCCAAUUAAGUCUCUGGUUGUUGGAAGACCAAUUCUACUAGCACUAGAAGAUAUUGAUGGAGGCCCAUCUUUCCUUGAGAAAGCUCUUCGGUUUCUAGAGAAGUAUGGAACUAAAGUUGAAGGAAUACUGCGGCAGUCUGCAGAUGUUGAAGAAGUAGAUAGGAGAGUUCAAGAAUAUGAACAAGGAAAGACUGAAUUUGGACCCGAGGAGGAUGCCCAUGUUAUUGGUGACUGUGUUAAGCAUGUUCUGAGGGAGCUGCCCUCCUCUCCAGUUCCUGCUUCAUGCUGCACUGCUUUGUUGGAGGCUUAUAGUAAGUUGAGCUCCAUGCUUAAAAUUGAUCGUAAGGAAGCUAGGAUUAACGCAAUGCGAUGUGCUAUAUUGGAGACUUUUCCAGAGCCAAAUCGCCGGUUGUUACAGAGAAUUCUGAAGAUGAUGCACACAAUUGGUUCUCAUUCUCAAGAGAAUAGGAUGACUCAAUCUGCUGUUGCUGCUUGCAUGGCACCCUUGCUCUUACGGCCUCUGCUAGCAGGAGAGUGUGAGCUGGAGGAUGAAUUUGAUGUCAGUGGUGAUAGUUCGGCUCAGCUGCUUGCUGCCGCUAAUGCUGCUAAUAAUGCUCAAGCAAUUAUUGCGACUUUGCUGGAGGAGUAUGAGAAUAUAUUUGAUGCUCAGCUCCUAUUUUUGUCCUUAUGUUGUUCCUAUAAAGAAGAAAAUAUACAGAGGUGUUCCAUGUCAGCAGAUUCUCGGGUUGAAAACAGUGGGAGUGAAGAUUCAACUGAUGAUGAUAAUAUUGAUGUGAAAGAAAAUGGGUACCACGAUGCAGAGAAUGAAGUUGAUCAGGAGACAGAUGAAGAUGCUGAUCGAGUUCAGAGUGGAAAAUUGAGUGAAAGUAGUGGUUACGCAGGAAGUGAUCUUUAUGAUUACAAGUGGAAUUUCUAUGAAGCCAGGAAUAGAGCAUUUGGAGGUGAUGAUUCUGAUGUUGGAUCCUCUAGUAGUAACCAUGCUAAAACUGAAAAUGCUAAUCUGAAUGCUGUUCCAGAUACCCCCCAGUCUGAGGAUCAAAACAAGCAAAGAAAGGGCAGUGAAAACCCAGUUGAUGAUAAUGAUGCUUCAAAUUUGUUGCCUUCCAGUGAAUCUUACCGAUCUAUGGGUGAAAUUUUAUCUUCUAUGGACCCCAGCAACCAUUUACCUAUGCCUGUGGUUGAAUCAGGUUCUGGGAAGCAAACUGGUAAAGGGAGUAGCACCAGUUUCAGUUCUAAACGGUCAACAUUCUGGGGAAGGAGCAAUCCAAGGAAGACACCGUCAGUGGAAUCAGUUGAUUCUUCUGGAGAAGAGGAGCUUGCUAUUCAGAGGCUAGAGAUUGCAAAAAGUGAUUUGCAACACAGAAUUGCAAAGGAGGCUAGAGGCAAUGCAAUUUUACAAGCAAGCUUAGAGAGAAGGAAGCAAGCUUUGCAUGAGCGGCGCUUGGCACUUGAGCAAGAUGUUUCAAGAUUGCAAGAACAGUUGCAAGCUGAGAGGGAUCUUAGAGCUGCAUUGGAAGUAGGUUUGAGUAUGUCUUCAGGACAGCUCUCCAAUUCACGUGCCAUGGAUUCCAAGACAAAGGCUGAACUGGAAGAGAUCGCACUUGCUGAAGCUGAUGUGGCCAGGUUGAAGCAGAAGGUUGCUGAACUCCAUCAUCAACUUAAUCAGCAACGCCAGCAUCACUACGGUUCACUGACUGAUGUCGGUGAUCGAUACCAGCAUGCCCAAAAUCAUCCUCAACAGAGAUUUCUUCAGCAAGAUUUUGAUUCAACCCUGGCCUUCUGUAAUCAUGAAAGGAAACAAAGGACUGAGGAAAAUUUGAUGGGCACUGAUUGGAGAAAUAUUAAAGGACAAGUAUUAGCAUCUGGUAAUGGUAGUAGGCAGCCUUCUCGAAAACAAUUUAUAGAGUCAAGUCCUAGUGAUUCCAAAAGUACUGAGGCAUCAACAAGCAUGUCUGUAGAUGACCUCGGUGCCAUUGACUCGGCCUCGGUGCCCUCCACCUCAAGGGCAGCAGAGGUGGGUGAAUAUGCAAGACAUCCAUCUGUAGCAUCUUCGACAUUAGUAGAGUUAACUACACGUCUCGAUUUUUUCAAGGAACGGCGGUCCCAGUUGAUGGAACAGCUCCAUAACCUUGAUUUGAAUUAUGGUUCGACAACUUCCCAAGACUUUGUCUAUAAACCAUCAUCCCCGUCGUGGAGUUGA